Molecule: messenger RNA, 849 nt
Organism: Aspergillus pseudotamarii
Lineage: Eukaryota; Fungi; Ascomycota; Eurotiomycetes; Eurotiales; Aspergillaceae
Product: arad-like aldolase/epimerase
Exons: 5
Coding region: 1-849 (282 amino acids)
Cellular component (GO): cytoskeleton
Molecular function (GO): actin filament binding
Source: RefSeq, a predicted model, not a curated record
AUGGCUCCCAUGCAGGAAGAUGAAACCCACCAGGAAGUAAAGACACCACUACAACUCAUUUCUCAAGGUGUUUGCCUUCCUGGUAUCCCUAAGCAUCCCACCUUCGCUGCACAGCGGCAAUGGAUGCUGGAGAAAAUGGCGCUGGCUUUCCGCGUCUUUGCACGCUUGGGGUAUACGGACGGCAUGGCCGGUCACAUCUCGGUGCGAGACCCAGAAAAUCCGCACACAUUUUGGACGAACCCAUUAGCAGUGCACUUCGGCCUAUUAAAAGUCAGCGACAUGAUCCUUGUGGACUAUGAAGGGGUGCCGAUUGGUGGAAAUCGGAGUCGACCAGCGAAUGCUGCAGGAUUUUUGAUUCACAGUGCGGUUCAUAAGGCUCGACCAGACGUUAUGGCGGCUUGUCAUACUCAUAGUCCCCAUGGUAUGGCAUGGAGUGCAUUCGGACGGCCACUAGAAAUGCUUACUCAAGAUGCUGCGUACCUGUAUGGUGAUGCCCAGGCUGUAUAUCAGGACUUUGGAGGGGUUGUACUCACACAGGAUGAAGGUGACCGCAUUGGUACCGCGCUAGGACCAAAGGGCAAGGGUAUGAUUCUCCAGAACCAUGGUCUGCUCACUGUUGGCUCCACGGUGGAUGAAGCAUGUUUUCUGAUGACUCUCAUGGAGCGUGCUUGCCAGUGUCAGCUUCUAGCCGAGGCGGCAGCGGCCAACGGAUUGCCGAAAGUUCUCAUCCCGGAAGAAAGCGCGAAGUACACGUUUGAUAACUCGAGUGACCCAGAAACCCUCUACUGGGAGGGACAACCAGACCUACAGUAUGAAGAAUACAUGUGCAAUGGCGAACAUCGAGGUUGA